AUGCAUGCUUUUCGGAUCAUACUUUUGACAGUUUUAUUUCGCACUUCGGUUGCCAGCAAAGGAUUGGAUACCAUACAGAAUUUAUCUGCAGACGAUUUUCGCUGCUUAAAAAACAAUGGAUUUACAUUCUACAUAGGCAGAGUGUGGAAGAGUACAGGAAAUUACGAUACGAAGGGCAUGCAGAGUAUGAAGAAUGCUCAUAAAGCUGGUUUAAAAGUCAGCGCCUAUAUUUUUCCUUGUUUGGCUAAAAGAUGUGCGCCUCCGCAAAAUCAGGUUGAGGCUACCAUAAAUCGUUUGAGAUCAGAAGGUGUUCCAUAUGAUAUGGUGUUUCUGGAUAUAGAGAAAUUUCGCUGGCCAAAUAACCAGGCAGCCAACCGAAAAACCAUCAGUGCUAUGGGCAAAAGAUUAGAUGAUAUGGGUGUCAACUGGGGGAUCUACACCAACAAAAAUAACUGGAAGAGUAUUGUCGGCUUGAAAUUUGACCAGUGGAAACAUAAGAAACUUUGGUGGGCCCAUUAUGGGAAAAACGAUGGGACACGAAGGGGCGCGUUCACCCCAUUCGGGGGAUGGACAAAUUUUUACAUGCACCAAUAUGCGGGAGAUUUGAAUGGACCAUGCGGAGUCAAACUUGACCUCAACUACAUUGCAUAAUUGGAGAAUAGAAGAUUGAAGCUCCUUACGACAUCAUCACGACUUUUUACCAAAUAAAGAAGUAUCGCAG
This is a messenger RNA of Cylicocyclus nassatus, 721 nucleotides long. The record is from the annotation of a GenBank genome assembly. NCBI's taxonomy places the organism in Eukaryota, Metazoa, Nematoda, Chromadorea, Rhabditida, Strongylidae.